AUGAUCCGUCUAGCAACUUCCGCACUGGCGCUUUCCCUGCUUGCAGCACCGGCAUUGGCCGAGCCUGUCGCAUAUGAAUUCGACAAGUCUCACGCCAACCUGUCCUUCACCUACAAUCAUCUCGGCUAUUCGACCACGGACGGCCGUUUUGGCGACUGGGAUGGCAAAUUGCUGAUCGAUCAGGACACACCCGCCAAUUCCACCGUUGAAUUCACAGUCAAUAUCGACAGCCUCAACACGUUCUGGGCGGAUCGUGACACUCACCUGAAGAGCCCGGACUUCUUCGACGCCGCAAAGUAUCCGCAGGCAGCCUUCAAGAGCACCAAAGUUGAGCAGACCGGCGAAAACCAACUUGAAGUGACCGGGGACCUCACGCUGAAAGGCGUAACCAAGCCAGUUACCCUUACAGUCGACGUUACCGCUAUAGGCGAGCAUCCCAUGGCCAAAAAGGCGGCUGCCGGAUUUGCAGUGUCGACAGUCCUCAAGCGCUCCGAUUUCGGCAUGGACAUGUUUGUGCCCUAUGUGGGAGAUGAGGUGACCGUUACGUUCCACGCCGAAACGCUGAAGGCGGACGCGACCAACUGA
This is a messenger RNA of Effrenium voratum, 585 nucleotides long. Lineage: Eukaryota; Dinophyceae; Suessiales; Symbiodiniaceae. The record is from the annotation of a GenBank genome assembly.